Molecule: messenger RNA, 1521 nt
Organism: Helianthus annuus (common sunflower)
Lineage: Eukaryota; Viridiplantae; Streptophyta; Magnoliopsida; Asterales; Asteraceae
Exons: 1
Coding region: 1-1521 (506 amino acids)
Molecular function (GO): catalytic activity
Source: RefSeq, a predicted model, not a curated record
AUGAAUUUCCUGUCGGUCAAUUUGCGUGGUAUGGGGGGUGAUUUGAAGUCGGGUUGGAUCAAGGGCAUUAAGAGGGAGCAUGGGGUUAAUUUUAUGAUGCUGCAAGAAACUAAACAGGGCUCAGUCUCCCGUUCCGAUAUAUGCAAGUUCUGGGGGAGUGGCUCUUUUGGGUCGGAGUCCGUCGAUUCCUCGGGUCUUUCUGGAGGUCUAUUGAGCAUCUGGGAUGAUAGCAGGUUUCAUCUGAGCGAGUCUGUCAAGGAGAGAAAUUAUAUUUUGAUUAGAGGUUCUCUGGUUGGUAGUAAUUCUAUGUUGAAUGUUCUCAAUGUCUAUGCCCCUCAGAGCAUCCAAGCGAAAAAGGUUCUUUGGGAUAAUUUGUUAUUAUUGAUUAACAGUAAGGAUGGGAUGUGGGUUGUAGGCGGGGAUUUCAACGCUGUUCGGAGUAGGGAGGAAAGGAGGAAUUGCUUCUAUAAAGCGGCCUGUGCUGAUAAUUUUAACUCCUUUAUUUUUGAGUCGGGUCUUGUGGAAUACAAUAUGAGGGGGGGUGCGUUUACGUGGCGAUCAGAUAAUGGUAAAAAGAAAAGCAAGCUUGAUAGAUUCCUCGUUAACUCUGAGUUUUUUAACUCUUGGCCGGAAGCUGAGCUCAGAGCUUUGCCUAAGCUGUGGUCGGACCACAGUCCGCUGGUCCUGUCAUCGUCUGUGGUGAAAUUUGGGGCUCGUCCAUUUCUUUUUUUUAACUCUUGGCUUUCAAAGGAGGGUUUCAAGGAGGUGGUGGUGGAUGCUUGUAUCAAUUUUCCGGAUCCUGGCGGCCCUCGGGAUGUUUAUCUUAUUAAAAAACUUGGAGUAGUUCGAAGUAAGAUCAAAGAAUGGAGGGAUGAUAUGAUCAGGAAAGAAGGAGAAGUUGUUUCUAUUGCUAAAGAAGAAGUGGAAGCGAUUGAAGAGAUUUUGGAAUUAAGGGAGUUAACGGAGGAAGAAGAAUGGUCUCUUGUGGAGAAUAGAAAGAUUCUAGCUGAAGUGGAGUUAGCUAAAUCCAUGGACCUGAAGCAGAGGUCUCGUAUCAGGUGGGCUAAGGAGGGAGAUGAGAAUUCCAGAUUCUUCCAUUCCCAUAUUAAUUGGAGGAGGGCCUGUAACGUGAUUCACGGUCUGGAUGUUGAUGGCCAGUGGGUCUCAAAACCUUCCCUGGUUAAGAAGGAGGUUUUUUCUUUUUUCAGAUCUCGGUUCAAGGAAGAGUGCUCGGAUAGGCCGAGCCUUGGCUGCCCGGAUGUGCAAAAGAUUUCAAGUUCCGAUGCGAAUGCUUUGGAGUCCCCCUUCUCGAGGGAAGAGGUCAAACGUGCAGUUUUUGAGUGUGGGGAUGACCGGGCCCCCGGCCCGGACGGGUUCAAUUUUAGGUUCUUCAAAUUUUUUGGGAGCUUUUUGAGGAGGAUUUUGUUAGUUUUGUCUCGGAGUUUCAUGGUUCUGGCCGGAUUAACUUGGGAUGUGGGUCUUCUUUCAUCACGCUUGUUCCUAAAAAGAAGGAUCCCUUGA